Messenger RNA from Haemonchus placei, 492 nucleotides. The record is from the annotation of a GenBank genome assembly. Lineage: Eukaryota; Metazoa; Nematoda; Chromadorea; Rhabditida; Trichostrongylidae.
AUGAAGACAGUUGUAGUUGACGGCUGGAUUGUAGUCGUUAUGGCUGUUCCUGUCGAUUUUUCCGCUGUAGUGGAACCUGUCGUUUCUAUUGUUGAUGAUGUCUUUGAUGUCGCUAUCGCCGUUUCAGCCGUUGCAGCUGUCCCACUUUUAGCUAGCUCUGUUACAGUUUUUGGUAUUUCAGUGACAUUUUCAUUUGUUUCUGUUGCUUUUGCUGUUGCCACUGUUUCAGUCGCAAAAAGAUCAGGAAUAGUUGGUACAUUUGUUGCCGUUUUCGGCGUUUCCAUUGUCAUUAAGUUUAUUGUUGCUGUUGGUGCUGAUGUUGUUUGUACCUUUGUUGUUAUUGUCGACGUUUCCGUCGAAACAGCCGGCUCAGCUGUUCCUACUCCUUCUAUUGUCUUUGGUGUUGCUGCUACCUUGAAAGUCGCUGUUGUUUGUGUUGCCUUUGUUGCAAUUGAGAUAUGGACACCAAGUGAUUUUGAACUUUCGCCCUGA